AUGUCACAGCCAUGGGAUUAUAUUGCUAAGCUUGUCUGCAUUGGUGACUCCGGCACCGGCAAGUCCAGCCUCACGGUCCGACUCUGUGAAGGUCGUUUUUCUCCAUCUCACGAUGUCACCAUCGGGGUUGAGUUCGGAUCACGGAUUGUGCCGGUGGGUCCUCCAGCUUCUCUGGAGCUGGGACUAGAUGAACCUGCCGGAGAGUCACCAGCAGAGGCACCAGAAGCAUCUACCUCGGGCCUUCCCUCACCUCCACGAAAGCCACAAGGCUCACCCAAUCAAAAACGCAUGAAGCUGUCCUUGUGGGAUACUGCUGGACAGGAAACAUACAAGUCCAUCACUCGAUCAUAUUUCCGAGGUGCCUCCGGUGCACUGCUCGUAUUUGAUAUCUCCAGGCGGUCGACAUUCACAUCGUGCACCCAGUGGCUUCAGGAUCUGCGGCAGAUUGCAGAAGAGGGCAUCGUUGUUAUCCUGGUUGGCAACAAAAGCGAUCUAUCAGGAGCAGAAUCUGGAUCAAAUCAAAGACAGGUCACCCAGGAGGAGGCCGAAGAGUGGUGCCGCAUGAACAAUGUUGUCCGCUACGUCGAAACAAGUGCCAAGUCCGGGGACGGUGUUGAACGCGCGUUCUUGGAGGUUGCUGAAAGAAUCUAUCGUAACAUUGAGACCGGCAGAUACGACUUGAAUGAUCGUCGGAGCGGCGUGAAAGGGUUCGGUGCCUCAGGAGGCGCGAACGCAGGUGUACCGAGAACUGUCACUUUAGGGAUGGAUGAUGCUAUGCGCAAAGGCAAUGGUUGGAGUGGAGGGUGCUGCUAA
Messenger RNA from Penicillium brevicompactum, 813 nucleotides. RefSeq names its product Rab family GTPase. Gene Ontology annotation, molecular function: GTPase activity; GTP binding. Gene Ontology annotation, biological process: regulation of endocytosis. The record is from RefSeq and is a predicted model, not a curated record. NCBI's taxonomy places the organism in Eukaryota, Fungi, Ascomycota, Eurotiomycetes, Eurotiales, Aspergillaceae. The transcript has 2 exons. Gene Ontology annotation, cellular component: endosome. The coding region runs from base 1 to 813 and encodes 270 amino acids.